Molecule: messenger RNA, 2244 nt
Organism: Homalodisca vitripennis (glassy-winged sharpshooter)
Lineage: Eukaryota; Metazoa; Arthropoda; Insecta; Hemiptera; Cicadellidae
Product: ATP-dependent DNA helicase PIF1-like
Exons: 1
Coding region: 1-2244 (747 amino acids)
Biological process (GO): telomere maintenance; DNA repair
Molecular function (GO): DNA helicase activity
Source: RefSeq, a predicted model, not a curated record
AUGGUGGGUGCCAGCGACGCAUGCUGGCGUCUUCUCGACUUUCCUGUGUCAAAGCUCGAGCCCACCGUUGACUGUCUUCCCGUGCAUUUAGAGGGCAAACAAAGUGUUGUCUUUCGGCCGAGACAGCUCUCUGAUGCAGUCACUCAAGCAAGCUCCAAGCUUAUGGUCUACUUCAAUCGCCCGCACCAUGAAACUUUUGACAAUGUCACGUACCAGACAUUUUACGAGAAGUUCAUGGUGCACACUAAGCGCCCACGUACUGCGGAAUUUUACGAACACCCCGAUGGCCAUCACUUUGUAACGACUCGCCAGCGUGGUGAGAAGGUAUGUAGGUUGAUGUGGGUCUCUCCCAACCGAGGAGAACAAUACUACCUUCGUAUUCUACUUAUGUCUACACCUUGCCGUGGUUACGUUGAUCUUCUGGCUCGUGGCGGUCCUGGUUGCCGGACGUUUCAGGACGUAGCCCGCAAUCUCGGCCUGGUGGAAGACGAAGAAGAAUACAAUCACGCGCUGCGCGAGGCAUCUACGUUUAUGACUGGACCUAGGCUCCGUUCCUUCUUCGUGAUCCUCUGCAACAUGGGAGCUCCCGCUGCUCUUCUGUGGGAGUCUUUCAAGAACAACCUUAGCGAGAAUCACUUAGAAAGGAACCCUCUCGACCCUGAACUGGCGGUGAAACUUACCUUGAUAGACAUCGAUCGGAGCCUCCGCCAGCAGGGAUCGUGCUUGAAAGAUCAUGGACUCCCCUACGUCGAGGAUGACACGACUGAGUUAGGUAGAGAGCUACACAACUACGGCGAGAACCUCCAGCGAACCAUCGUUGAGGACUGGGUGCCCAAACUCUCCCCAGACCAGCGCCGUGUGUUUGAGUACGUUCGCUCUCUGCUUCUCAACCCCCGUGACCGACGCACUUCUAGAAUCAUAUUUCUGGACGGUCCCAGGGGUUAUGGGAAGACCUCUCUGAUUCGUGUCAUCCUUGCGUAUGUCCGUGGUUGUCGACAGGUUGCACUCGCCGUGGCUAGCUCAGGGAUUGCUGCAAGGAACAUGGCUGGAGGAACAACAGCACAUAGCAUGUUCCGACUCCCUCUAGACCUAGGUCACGGCACAGGUGUGUGGAACAUCACCAACGGGUCCCAGCGAGCAGAACUCAUCAGAGCAGCACAGCUCAUUGUGUUUGAUGAGGCCCCGAUGGCACACCGCUACAUCUUCGAGAUGAUCGACAGAUCCCUCCGGGAUCUCAUGAAUAGUAGUGUGCCAUUCGGGAAUAAGAUCUUCAUCUGCUCCGGGGACUUCCGUCAGAUUGCGCCCGUCGUUGAGAAGGCUCGCACACCAGCUGAUGUCGCGUGCGUGUCACUUCGGGCGUCACAUCUGUGGCGACUGUUCACACUAUUUUCCCUGACGACACCCCAGAGAACUAGUGGUUCCAUUGACUACUCCAACUUCCUCCUUGGAGUAGGCAAUGGAACAAUAAAUCCUUUACUUUUUGGAGAAGGCCGCGAGAGAGAGUCUCUCAUUCCCCUCACUGGGGUGAGAUGCCUCACUUCUCUCGCGGACUUAAUAACGGAUGUGUUUCCUCCUGGUGUUCUGCGAGAUCCUGAUCUUUGUGCGAGACGGGCAAUACUCUCAACUCUGAAUGUGAACGUCAAGGAGAUCAACGGUCGCAUCCUAGACCUCAUGGACGGGCGCAUUCAUGAGUUGAGAAGCGCGGACACCGUGGACAGAGAAGACGACGACGGGCUGGAUGUGGACGUAAAUCUCCUCAACCAGGCCACUGGCAAAGGAGUGCCAGAUCACGUCCUGCGUCUCAAGGUCGGCUCCGUAUGCUUAAUCAUGAGAAACUUAAAUAUCGGUGAUGGACUCGUGAACGGCACCAAAGUCAUUGUGACGGCGAUCAGCAGCCGACUGAUCACCGUCAGACUUAUCGGCAACACGCAACCUAUCGGAAUUCCCCGGAUUACGUUCAGGUUCGCGUUUGCCGAAGGAUCGCCGCUCCGGGUUUGUCGCCGUCAGUUCCCCCUCAUGUUGGCGUACUGCAUGACUGGUCACAAGAGCCAAGGCCAGACAAUUGAGUACGUCGGAGUCGACCUGAGAACGGACUGCUUCACUCAUGGCCAGCUCUACGUCCUGUUGAGCAGAGUGAGACGUCCAGACGACAUCGUCGUUCUUGUACCAGACGACAGAAUAGUAGAAGGAGUCGCCUAUGCAAAGAAUAUUGUAUAUGACGAGCUCCUUCUAAACACUGAUUAA